GUCGAUCAUUAUGGCACACAAAUGUAUUAGCCGUCAUAUUAGGUUUUAUUCUACGAUUGAUGUCAAUCUAAUUGUUAGUACAGUCUAAUCUAAACCACUAUUAAUGGAGAGAUAUUUGCAAAUUUCACACGAUUCUUUAGCAAAUCCAACUGCAACUUUGAAUGAAAAGUCCCAAUCUUUAAUGAGGACGUUGAUCUUUUCAACCUCUAAUUCCUUAAUUUCUCAAUUCUUCUUCAUAAACACACAUUUUCACCACACAACCAUAUCUAAUUCUCUCUGAAGCAUCCAUGGAAGCUCCUCCACCUUCAAGCGAUCCAUACAAGUUCCUCAACAUUACACUUAACUCAGAUGGAUCUCUCACUAGACACCGUGAGUUCCCCAAAUUGCCACCAACAGAGCAAUCCAAAGACAUCCCAUUAAACCAAACCAACAAUACCUUCAUCCGAAUUUUCAAGCCCCGGAAUAUUCCGCCGGAAUCAAAACUCCCGAUCCUCGUUUACUUCCACGGCGGCGGGUUUAUCCUCUAUAGCGCCGCUUCAGCUCCUUUCCAUGAAUCUUGUACCAAAAUGGCUGAUCGUCUUCAAACCAUAAUCCUCUCCGUGGAAUACCGUCUAGCUCCCGAACACCGUCUCCCGGCGGCGUACGAAGACGCCGUCGAAGCAGUCUUAUGGCUCCGCGAUCAAGCUCGUGGCGCAAUCAACGGUGGUGAUUGUGACACGUGGUUAAAAGACGGUGUCGAUUUCUCGAAAUGCUUCGUGAUGGGUUCGAGCUCCGGAGGAAAUAUCGUCUACAACGUCGCGUUGCGUGUGGUCGACACAGAUCUCACUCCUGUUAAGAUCCAAGGGCUGAUAAUGAACCAAGCUUUCUUCGGUGGCGUUGAGCCGUCAGAUUCUGAAUCACGGCUUAAAGACGAUAAGAUCUGUCCGUUACCAGCUACUCACUUGUUAUGGUCGCUUUGUUUACCGGACGGUGUAGAUCGUGACCACGUGUACUGCAAUCCGAUUAAGAGCAGUGGGCCCAAUGAAAAAGAGAAGAUGGGACGUUUUCCGUCGACUCUUAUAAACGGUUACGGUGGGGAUCCGUUAGUGGAUCGUCAGAGACACGUGGCGGAGAUGCUGAAGGCACGUGGAGUGCACGUCGAGACGAGGUUUGAUAAAGAUGGGUUUCAUGCUUGUGAGUUGUUUGAUGGGAACAAAGCUAAGGCCUUGUACGAAACCGUUGAGGCCUUUAUGAAGAGUUGUUCAUCAACUGGCCCAUCCCCCAACAUGUAGCAAUCCGAUCUAAUCAUGUCUUAUCGACUUAAUAAUUAAAUUCCUGCAAUUUUCGAUGUUUUAAGUCACGUAUUAUAUGUGUGGUUUCAAUGGAAAAAUGUAUACCCAUUGAAUAAAUAUAGUGGACGUAUUUAAUCUAUUUACUAAAUAUUUAAAAAGA
Molecule: messenger RNA, 1431 nt
Organism: Arabidopsis lyrata subsp. lyrata
Lineage: Eukaryota; Viridiplantae; Streptophyta; Magnoliopsida; Brassicales; Brassicaceae
Product: probable carboxylesterase 8
Exons: 1
Coding region: 288-1271 (327 amino acids)
Molecular function (GO): hydrolase activity
Source: RefSeq, a predicted model, not a curated record